GGCUAUAUCUAACCUAGUUCAAGUUUAUGUAAGUGACCGUUGCAAACGAAUAAAGAAUAGUUCAUGAUGCAGUCGCCAGCAAGUUUAAUUCUUCUCAUUUUUGCAUUUAUAAUCGGUGCAGAAAGCCAUCCACAAUGCUUGGAUUUCAAACCACCAUUCAAACCUGCAGCAGGAUCGUUGGAGUUUUGCAAAGAAUAUGAAAACUUCGGAUGUUGUGACGCAAAUGAUGAUUCGCAAAUUUUAACCGAAUAUAAAUCCAUAUUCAGCAACAUGACAUUAGUACGAUUUGCUUCGUGUGCCAUAUACCUCAGGUCCCUGUUAUGCCAGAAAUGCUCACCAUAUGCAGCGCAUAUAUACGAUGCUGAGGAUGGACCGCAAGCAAAGACAUUUCCAGGUCUAUGCAAACCGUAUUGCACUAACUUGAUGAAAAAAUGUUGGUUCCUUGUUCCAAUGCUAACAAAAAAGAAAAGACUGUUAGAUCUUGCAAAAAAAGAAGAUUCCUCGGAAUUUUGUAAUACCGUGAAACCAGUAGAUAUCGAUUACUGCUAUCCACAACUUACCAGGGAUCCUAAAUUAUUUAAUGGACUCGGUACUGAGAAUUUUUACCGUCAGACGAAUCCCUUUAAUGAAGAAAGAACAUCGUGCUUAAAAAUGUGCGUAGAAGAAGUAGCAAACGGAUUGAACAACCCUGUUUCUAUGAAGCACGCGAAUGAUGGAACACAAAGGUGGUUCGUGGUAGAGCAAGUUGGUAUUGUCUGGGUCUAUCUUCCUGAUAAAUCUCGACUCUCGACGCCUUUCUUGAAUUUACGUGACAGAGUUCUUGUACGAGAAUAUGGCUAUGACGAAAGAGGAAUGUUGGAUAUCGCGUUCCAUCCGAAUUAUAAAGAAAAUGGAUUGUUCUAUCUUUUUUACACUAUUUUAAUUAAAGGUUAUCACAAUAUAAAAAUCAGUGAAAUGAAGGUUUCGGACACAAAUAUGAACAAAGCAAAUCUAGAUACAGAGACGACUCUUUUAACGGUGCAAGAACCAGCUUUUAAUCACAAUGGAGGGCAGUUAAUAUUCGGGGUAGACGGUUAUCUUUAUAUUUUUACUGGAGAUGGAGGAGGAGGCGGUGAUCGCUUUGGAAAAUAUGGCAACGGACAAAAUAAAAAAACAAUGCUUGGCAAAGUUCUUCGCGUCGACGUCAACAAUAAAGGACCAAAUGAUUUACCUUACGCAAUUCCUGCUGAUAAUCCUUUUGUUAAUGACAAAGAUUAUUUACCCGAAAUUUAUGCCUUAGGGGUACGAAAUAUGUGGAGAUGUGGUAUGGACAGGGGAAAUGCAACAGGUUUCAACAAGGGAAGAAUAUUUUGUGGUGAUGUUGGUCAAAGUCAAUACGAGGAAGUAGACAUAAUCAAAAAAGGUGGCAACUACGGAUGGAGAGCGUACGAAGGAUUUAAAUGUUACGAUCCGAAUAUAUGCAAUAAAAACUUUGUUAAAAACUAUAUUCCACCAAUCCACGCGUAUUCCCACUCCGUUGGAAAAUCUAUAACUGGAGGAUAUGUUUACAGAGGAUGCCAAAAUCCAAAUUUAGAAGGAAAAUAUAUAUUCGGAGAUUUUCAGUAUGGGAAGUUGUUUCUUCUCCGGGAAGGAAAAAAUGGUAAAUGGAGGCGACAAAAUAUAUGCAUGGGAAGUGAUGAUGUUUGCAAAAAUGGAGGAAUACAAAAUCAAUUUGCAAAAUAUAUUCUAUCUUUUGGAGAAGAUGAACAAGGCGAGAUCUACAUGUUGAGUACACACAACCCAAUACCUGGUUUGCCGGGAGGAAGAAUCUAUAAAUUUGUCGAUCCGUCAAGAAGAGGAGAUCCAAGUGCCUGCAAAACUCCUAACCCAGUGGAGACCAAAGUUGCCGAAGGAACAGCAGCAAUUCCAUACAAAAGACAGUUUAACUGAACGUUUUGUAUUGUAUUCAUGCAAAGCGUAAAAUUGUAGAGUAAUUGUAAGGACAAUUAUUGCGCUAGUUAUUGUAUACUGUAUAACUUUAGACUAGUACUAGUAUGCAUUACACUGGGCGCCAAAAACUUUUUUUCAUGGUGCCUAAGAUGUUUUAACCGUUUUGGGCAAAUUGAGGGCGCUGAUCCAGAAAUGCUGUUACCUUUUCACUAUCAGGUCUAUUUUUUCUUCUAUGGUAUAUACCUCUCUGCAGGAUGCCGAAAGCUACAAUAAAGAUAGGCACAACAUUUUUCUGUAAUUUUAUUGAACAUAUUCAUGAAAUCUCACUAAAAUAUUUACAAUUAAAGCUGGAAGUUGUUAUAAAUGCUAACUAAUAGAUGUCCUCAGCUAUAAAUAGACGUUUUACUGAUUUUCUAAAAUGGGAGGCCACGGAAUCAUUGCGCUUGAUAGACUAACAGUUGUCUGCAAGCAUGAUGGCAUCACAACGACCUUGAUAGCAAACUUUCAUGCCGCUUAUAUCUUGAUGAAAGGGCUCCCCUUGCCCAUCAUUCAUAUAACUUAGAUUUUCUGGAAAACGGGCAAGAUGGCUGUGCAAAAUAUGCAACUUGAUGCUUAUAUUUGCACCACGUUGACGGAGACUUGUGAGUAGUUUUUAAACAAGCUCUUUGUAAUUGGGCUGAUUUUGGCCUGUGAUUUUCCCCAAAAUUUUUUUACCACAUUUGUCAACGACGUCCUUGGAUUCAUAAAAUUACAGAAAGUUUCGUCCUUCAUUAACAUUCGAAUCUGGGUUCCAUCAAAAAUUUCAGCUUUUAGUUUUUCUGCGGUUAGACCUGGAAAUUUCCUGCAAAUAUAUAUACUUGAACCUGU
Molecule: messenger RNA, 2796 nt
Organism: Styela clava
Lineage: Eukaryota; Metazoa; Chordata; Ascidiacea; Stolidobranchia; Styelidae
Product: HHIP-like protein 2
Source: RefSeq, a predicted model, not a curated record